Molecule: messenger RNA, 915 nt
Organism: Alternaria ethzedia
Lineage: Eukaryota; Fungi; Ascomycota; Dothideomycetes; Pleosporales; Pleosporaceae
Exons: 4
Coding region: 1-915 (304 amino acids)
Biological process (GO): mycotoxin biosynthetic process
Source: RefSeq, a predicted model, not a curated record
AUGUUCGACAUCCUCCGCAAUCGUCCUCGACACGAGCGGUUACUACAACACGACUCCGAGUGCCAUGACGACGACGACACUCUUUUGCCUGGCUCUUCUUCGUCGACCUUACUGACGCUUAAAUCACCAGCGUUCCAAGGAUCGAGCCGCGAUGUCCGAGUCGCAGUGAGGACCCUCAUAGCAUGUACCAUCGUAUACGUAGGUGCUGCUUUGUGGAUAGCCUUCACUGUGAACAGUUCAGCUUUGAUCUCCGACCCAGAUGACUUUUGUAUCCAUCAUGUUUCGCGAUACUCACCGGUCGUCCGGGAUGUGAAACCAAAUUGGCAUACGCAGUUGUUCAACGGUAGCUUUCUUCAUCAGAACAUCUAUCGCCAACCAGCAGGACCAGAAGUUGAUGCUGCAUGGGAUGCGCUGGGUGUCAAUUAUCGGAGUGUUGUGAUACCCGACGAUGAAGCUGAGCGAACCGGAUUGCGGCACGACCAGGUGAAAGUCAGCCAAGAGUAUGGAGGUGGCUUCCCAGCGAACGUAGAAGGCCUCCAUCACUUGCACUGUCUGGACCUUCUCCGUAAAACCCUAUAUUGGAACUAUUCCUAUUAUUCGGCAAAGAAGGAAGGACCCUUCGUCAAUAGCGAGUACAUCGUGCGAGUACACACGACGCACUGCUUGGAUAUAAUAAGGCAGGUGCUCAUGUGUAAUCCAGACGUAGGUGUACUUGGUCAAGUGUGGUGGCAGGCCGACACUAUGCCAGACCCGACGCCAUUCGUGGACUUCAACACAAGGCACCGAUGCCGGGACUAUGAGCAGGUUCGAGAGUGGGCGGAGGCGCACCAGCUCCCACCAGAGACGGAGGUGAACAUGAGCCGUUUCUACGAGAUGCCGAAGCCGGGAGAUUUCAUCUUCCCUGAGAUCCCAUGA